CCAAGAGAAACAGUUUUCUACAGAAAUGCAACAAGUAGCACCCAGGGCCCGCAGAGCGCCUCGCGCCGCCUGACUUGGCCGGGCAAAGCCCGCCUGCAGAGUCGCAGGACAAAGGACGGAGGAGGGGCUGGACGGCGCUGCGAAGUCCCAAAGAGGCCAUUUAGUGACUCUGGCCAGGCCAAGGGGAAUGCAGAGGAGACACAGAGCCGGCGGGCCAAGAGGACGAUCCGGCCGCAGCACGCAGGGCGGGCGGCGAUGGAGGCUGCCCGCGCCGUGCGCUUCCUGCUCGUGGUGUGCGGCUGCUUAGCGCUCCCGCCGAGGGCCGAGCCCGUGUGCCCGGAGCGCUGCGACUGCCAGCACGCCCAGCACCUCCUGUGCACCAACAGGGGGCUCCGCGUCGUGCCCAAGACCAGCUCGCUGCCGAGCCCCCACGACGUGCUCACCUACAGCCUUGGCGGCAACUUCAUAACCAACAUCACGGCCUUCGACUUCCACCGUUUGGGGCAGCUCAGACGGCUGGACCUGCAGUACAACCAGAUCCGCGCUCUGCACCCCAAGACUUUCGAGAAGCUCUCGCGGCUGGAAGAGCUGUACCUGGGGAACAACCUCUUGCAGGCACUCGCCCCAGGCACGCUGGCCCCGCUGCGCAAGCUGCGCAUCCUCUACGCCAACGGGAACGAGAUCGGCCGCCUAAGCCGCGGCUCCUUCGAGGGCCUGGAGAGUCUGGUCAAGCUGCGGCUGGACGGAAACGCCCUCGGGGCGCUGCCGGACGCAGUCUUCGCCCCCCUGAGCAACCUGCUCUACCUACAUCUGGAGUCCAACCGGAUCCGCUUUCUGGGCAAGAAUGCCUUCGCGCAGCUAGGCAAGCUGCGCUUCCUCAACCUCUCUGCCAACGAGCUACAGCCCUCCCUGCGCCACGCGGCCACCUUCGCACCGCUGCGCUCCCUCUCCACCCUCAUCCUUUCGGCCAACAGCCUGCAGCACCUCGGGCCGCGCGUCUUCCAGCACCUGCCACGCCUCGGCCUGCUCUCGCUCAGGGGCAACCAGCUCACGCACCUCGCGCCAGAGGCCUUUUGGGGGUUGGAGGCCCUGCGCGAGCUGCGCCUGGAAGGCAAUCGGCUGAGCCAGCUGCCCACCGCGCUGCUGGAGCCUCUGCACAGCCUGGAGGCGCUGGACCUGAGCGGCAACGAGCUGUCGGCCCUGCACCCGGCCACCUUCGGUCACCUGGGCCGGCUGCGCGAGCUCAGCCUGCGCAACAACGCGCUCAGCGCUCUAUCCGGGGACAUCUUCGCCGCUAGCCCAGCCCUUUAUCGGCUGGAUCUAGACGGCAACGGCUGGACCUGCGACUGCCGGCUGCGAGGCCUGAAGCGCUGGAUGGGCGACUGGCAUUCGCAGGGCCGGCUCCUCACUGUCUUCGUGCAGUGUCGCCAUCCCCCGGCCCUGCGAGGCAAAUACCUGGAUUACCUGGAUGACCAGCAGCUGCAGAACGGGUCCUGCGCGGACCCCUCGCCCUCAGCCUACCUGACCGCCGACGGCAGGCGACGGCCCCUACCCACGGCCGUGGGGGAGGAGAUGACGCCCCCUGCAGGUCUUGCGGAGGAGCUGCCGCCGCAGCCGCAGCUCCUGCAGCGGGGGCGAUUUCCACCUGGGGUGGCAUGGGAUGGGGCUGCCAGGGAGCUCGUGGGCAACCGCAGCGCCGUGAGGCUGAGCCGACGGGGCCCGGGCCUCCAACAGCCCAGCCCCUCCGCCGCUGCCGCCGCAGGCCCAGCUCCACAGCGCCUAGACCUGCGCGAGAAGCCCCAGCGGGGCCGUCCCACCCGGACAGAUCCCGCCCAUGUGGAGCCCACCCCAACGGCCUCUCCCGGCUCUGCGCCGUCGCCCGCCGGCGACCCCUGGCAGCGCACAACGAAGCAGCGCCUGGCCACGGAGCAGCAGGAGCGUGCCGCCCAGUCCGAUGGCGGGGCCGGGCUGCCGCCGCUGGUGUCCGACCCGUGCGACUUCAACAAGUUCAUCCUGUGCAACCUGACGGUGGAGGCGGUGGGCGCAGACAGCGCCUCGGUGCGCUGGGCCGUGCGCGAGCAUCGCAGUCCCCGGCCGCUGGGCGGCGCGCGCUUCCGCCUGCUGUUCGACCGCUUUGGCCAGCAGCCCAAGUUCCACCGCUUUGUCUACCUGCCCGAGCGCAGCGACUCGGCCACGCUGCGCGAGCUGCGCGGGGACACCCCCUACCUGGUGUGCGUGGAGGGCGUGCUUGGGGGUCGCGUCUGCCCGGUGGCUCCCCGGGACCACUGCGCGGGGCUGGUCACCCUGCCGGAGGCCGGGAGCCGGGGCGGCGUCGACUACCAGCUGCUGACCUUGGCCCUGCUGACGGUCAACGCGCUGCUGGUGCUCCUGGCCUUGGCUGCCUGGGCGUCUCGCUGGCUGCGGAGGAAGCUGCGGGCCCGGCGGAAGGGCGGGGCCCCGGUCCACGUUCGCCACAUGUACUCCACCCGACGGCCCCUGCGCUCCAUGGGCACCGGCGUCUCCGCCGACUUCUCGGGAUUCCAGUCGCACCGGCCGCGCACCACCGUGUGCGCACUGAGCGAGGCAGACCUCAUCGAGUUCCCCUGCGACCGCUUCAUGGACAGUGCGGGCGGUGGCGCGGGCGGCAGCUUGAGACGGGAGGACCAUCUCCUGCAGCGAUUUGCUGACUAGGUCCAGGGCUUGUAGAGACCAUCUCAUUGGCACCAAGGAGCCGCCUCUCUGUGGGGCCCACCAGCCCACCUCAGAGGAAGGGCCCUUUUAUGCACUUGCCAGAGAGGCCAAUGGGGACAGAGGGCCAAUUCGGGCACCAUCCCCCAAUUCCCAAUACUAAAGCAGUAAAUGGAUGGUACUUGGUGGUCAAGGCCAAGAGUAGGGGACAAAUGGAUGGUGAUGCUGAGGUGGGAGGCAGCCUUCACUUGGAGGCUUUGACACAGCUAUGCAAAUGGCUUUUGUAGCAUUGCAAUGCAAUAGCCUGGCUUCUUUGGGGGUAGAAAGGGGGUGCUUGUGCCCCCAACAUGGCCAGAAAGAUUUGGGUGCAUGCUUUGUGUUUGCUCAGUGUCAAACAGAGGAGUUUUGUUUCUAUUUAAGGAAAAAGGAACUUAUUAUCAUUACAGAGGAGGCUUGGCCUGGGACUCCACUGGUUUGGUGAUCUCUGCCAAGAAGGGGGAUGUAAACAGGUGGUAAAAUUUAACACACCCGCCAAGGAACUCAUUUAUGUUGGCUGAUAGAGCAUUCAGGAUACCGUAAAGUUUAAAUAAUAAGAGACGCAAUUUUUUUUUUAAACAAUGUGAAAAGCUCUGACAUUUAACGAACUGACCAAUAGACUCAAGGACUGUUUUAGUUGGACUGGGCCAUUCUAUGAUGUUACUUUUAACAUUAACAGUACAAGAGCGUUUGCUGACUUGGAAGAUAACUAAGAUUACGUACUUUCUCCGGAGAAGACUGCAUGCAAGACUUCUCUGUCAGGGUUGCUCCUGUGGCUUUUUAAUUUUAUUUUUUUAAACCUAUAUAUGGAAAAGGAAAUUUCAAUGCCAGCUUUGAUAAAAGAAUGUAAUGUAUACGUAGCUGAUGACCCCCUGGGGAACACCAGCAUUCCAGUUCACUUACCACAUCUGUGACAGUGUGUUUAGAUUGGAAUAAAUGUGAUGUGGUACUUCUCAUGUUUUUAUCAGUGACAUGGUUGACUGUACCCUAAUUCUCUUGCGUUGCAGUUAAGUGAUGAAGGUAAUUUCCUAAUAGGGAAGCAAAAGGUGAUUGUCAAUUGAUAGUUUAAUGUUUGACCACAUUAGUGUCUUUCUUUAUAUGAUGUAGUAGAGGGGAAGAAUUAUGGAAAACAAAUGUGAAAAAAAUACACCAGUGGGUAUCUUUUCUACUAAAACCAGAAGAUUAUUAUGAGUACUUAAACCUCACUGUGAAAUAAUGAUAUAUUUUGCAAUUAAUCCCUCCCCAACCCAGUGUCUUACUGUGUUAUUAAAUCUUAUCUUUUAGUUAAUA
This is a messenger RNA of Cebus imitator (Panamanian white-faced capuchin), 4014 nucleotides long. It is a transcript of the gene TRIL, whose product is annotated as TLR4 interactor with leucine rich repeats. Gene Ontology annotation, cellular component: plasma membrane; postsynaptic density membrane; glutamatergic synapse. Bases 256 to 2691 code for a protein of 811 amino acids. Gene Ontology annotation, biological process: regulation of axonogenesis; synaptic membrane adhesion; modulation of chemical synaptic transmission. Gene Ontology annotation, molecular function: cell-cell adhesion mediator activity. The record is from RefSeq and is a predicted model, not a curated record. Lineage: Eukaryota; Metazoa; Chordata; Mammalia; Primates; Cebidae. The transcript has a single exon.